CUACUUUCCUCUGGAAAUGGCCGCGCCGGGGAGCACCGUCCGCCCCGCGCCCCGAGGCCCGUCGGCGUAGGGCGGCCGCGGGGCCGGGGUCUCCCCGAGGGACGCCGGAGCACGAUGGACGAGCAGAGGCCGCCCAGCGAGGAGAAGGAGGCAGACACGCCAGCCGAUGGGGCCGUGACCUCGGAGGAGAUGGGCAGCGCAGAGGGGGACCCCCUGAAACCCCCUGAAGCUGCCUCCGUGGGGCCGGAGCCGGAGAGCAAGGACACGAAGGGACUUCCCCAUGCUGGCAGCACGCCAGCCCACCGCUGCGCCCUCUGCAACUGUGGGGACUGGAGCCCGCACGGGCAGCGGGAGCUGCAGCGCUUUGGGCCGGCGCCUGACUGGCCCGAGCGGCUGGCAGGGCACGAGCCCCCCGGGGAACCCGGGCAGCCCCCCCCAGGGCUGGAGCUGGAGCCGGAGGGCGAUGACCUGGCGCAGAUCGGCUUCUCAGAGCGGGUGACGCUGGCACAGCUCUUUGAGCCGACGGGGCACUGCUGGGUCCACCGCUGGUGCGCAGCCUGGGCCACUGGCGCAGGGCAGGAGGCGGCGGGUCCGGCCGCUGUGGUCAGAGCUGUUUUCUCAGGGAUCUCACAGAAAUGUGAACACUGCCUGCGGACGGGGGCCACCAUCCCAUGCCGGGCGGGCGGCUGCUCCCGCCUCUACCACUUCCCCUGUGCCGCCGCCGCCGGCUGCUUCCAGUCCAUGAAGACCCUGCGGCUCCUCUGUCCCGAGCACGUGGCCGAGGCCGUGCAGAUGGAGGACGCCCGGUGCUCGGUGUGCGAUGGGCUGGGCGACCUGCACGACCUGGUUUUCUGCACCAGCUGCGGGCAGCACUACCACGGGGGCUGCCUGGACAUCGCCCUCACGCCCCGCAAGCGCUCGGGCUGGCAGUGCCCUGAGUGCAAAGUGUGCCAAACCUGCAGGCAGCCCGGUGAGGACUCCAUGAUGCUGGUCUGCGAGGCCUGUGACAAGGGCUAUCACACCUUCUGCAUGGAGCUGGCCAUCGAGGGCCUCCCUGCUGGCUCCUGGAAGUGCAAGAACUGCCGGGUGUGCUCAGACUGUGGCCAGCGCCUGGCAGGGCUCAGCCCCAGCUGCCAGCGGCCGCAGGGCUCCGCGGUGUGCCAGGGCUGCCAGCAGUGCCGCGACGCCGAGGAGCCCCGUGGGGCACCGGAGCCCCCCACGCAGACGUCGGUGUCCCCCGGGCGCUGUGAGCUGACGGAUGCGCCCGCUGAGCCGGAGCCUGUGCGGUGCGACAGAGAGACGCAGCCGGGGGGGGACCCUGAGGAGGGACCCCCGGGCGAUGGCGGGUCUCCUCCUGGCGAGCCCCCCGCUGCAGAGGUGCCCCCCAGCGACGUGCUGCCUGAUGAACUGCCCCUCGACGUGCAGCCCCCUUCUCUGGUGCAGCCUCCCGACGUGCAGCCCCCUCCUCUCGUGCAGCCCCCUCCUCUCGUACAGCCCCCUGAUGAAGAUCCCCCUCUUCUUGUGCAGCCCCCUGAGGAGCCCCCUCUUCUUGUGCAGCCCCUUGAUAUGCAACUCCUUGACGAGCCCCCUCUUCUCCUACAACCCCCUGAAGAGCCCCCUCUUCUCACAGAGUCCCCUGACAUACAGCCACCUCCUCUCAUGCAACCCACUGAGGAUCCCCCUCCUCUCAUGCAAGCCCCUGAGGAGCCUCCUCUUCUUGUGCAGCCCUCCGAGGAGCCCCCUCCUCUGAUGCUGCCCCCUGACCACCCACCUCCCGAUGAGCUGCCCCUCGAGAGAGCAUCCCUUGAUGAGCCGCCCCUUGACAGACCCUCCCUUGAGGAGCUGCCCCCCAGUCACCCACCCCUUGACGAGUCGCCUCUCACCAUGCUGCCCCUUGAUGAGCUGCCCCCCAGUAAAUCACCGCUUGAGGAGUCACACCCUGAUGAGCUACCCCUCGACAAACCAUCCCCCGACGAGCUGCCCCCCACCCAGCUGCCCCCUGACAAGUCACCGUGCAACGAGCAUCCCCCUGACGAGCCACCCCCCAUCGAGCUGCCCCUCGAUAAGCUGCCUCCCGAAGAACCUCUCUCUGAAGAGCUGCCCCCUGAAGAAGUUCCCCUCAUUGAGCUGCCCCCUGAAGAAGCUCCCCCUGAUGAGCUGCCCCCCAAAGAGCCUCCCCCCAGCGAGCUGCCUCCCGAGGAGGACCUGAGGCCAUCAGGUCUCCUCCCCGAGGUUGCCGUGUUGGAGGAAGCACCAGCCCUGGCCCUUGAGGUGCCCCUGGAAGAGGAGAUGGAGCUGGAGCCUUUACAGCCCCCUGAGACGGAGCCCCCACCCCCAGCUCCUCCAGAUCUCUGUGCUGUCUCGCCAGCCCGCCCCCCAGACCCCUCCCCAGAUGCCAAGGAGCACGUGGUGCCCGAACCAGCAGCCCCAGCCCUGCCCGAGCCCCCCAGCAGCCCCAGCACUGCCAUGGACACUGAGCCCCCCAGCUCCCCACCGCCCCCCCUGGGCUCCCCCGCCUGCGCCCCAGCCCCCACCGAGCCCCCUGAGGAUGAGGAGAUGGACAUGGCUGCUGGUGAGGGGGAGUCACCGGCCGGCCCCCCCAGCCAUGGUCCCCACACCAGCCCAGCCCCAGAGCUGGGGCACUUCCCGGGCCUGCCCGAGGAGGAGGAAGAAGAGGAGGAAGAGGCACCGAGGCUGGAGCGGGAGGGCACCAGCGGCAGCUCCCCACCGCUGAGUGAGGAAGAGGUGCUGGAGGAAGGCCGUGCUGGCGGCGACCCCGAAGCCAAGGGGUCCCUCCUGCUCCUGGAGCCAGAGGAGCUGGGCCCCGAGACCCCCAUGGAGGUGUGCGCUGCCGGGGAGAAGCUGCUGGGGCGUGGGGACGAGUCAGGCCCUGAGCCCCCCACCCUGCGCCCACGCCCCGACAUCCUCAACGAGAUCUCCAACCUGAGCCAGGGGGACACGAGCAGCAGCUUCCCCGGCUCGGAGCCGCUGCUGGGCUCCCCGGACCCCGAGGGGGCCGGCUCGCUGUCCCUGGAGCUGGGCCCAGCCUCGGCCGACGCCAGCCUGCAGAAGGAGGACGUGGCGUCGCUGCCGCUGGGCGCUGAGACCGACGACUCGCUGCUCUUCGAGCCCUCAGCCAAAGGGGACGGGGACAAGGGCCGGCGGCGCAGCUCCCCGGGGCGCUCCCGCGUCAAGCAGGGUCGCAGCAGCAGCUUCCCAGGCCGGCGGCGCCCCCGAGGUGGGUCCCACGGGGGCCGGGGCCGGGGCCGUGCACGCCUGAAGUCGACAACCUCAUCCGUCGACACCUUGGCACUUGCCGACGUGGAGAGCUCACCCAGCAAGGAGGAGGAUGAGGACGAUGACGACACGAUGCAGAACACGGUCGUCCUCUUCUCCAACACCGACAAGUUCGUGCUCAUGCAGGACAUGUGCGUGGUGUGCGGCAGCUUCGGGCGCGGGGCCGAGGGCCACCUCCUCGCCUGCUCCCAGUGCUCCCAGUGCUACCACCCCUACUGUGUCAACAGCAAGAUCACCAAGGUGAUGCUUCUGAAGGGCUGGCGCUGUGUGGAGUGCAUCGUGUGCGAGGUGUGCGGCAAAGCCUCCGACCCCUCGCGCCUCCUGCUCUGCGAUGACUGCGACAUCAGCUACCACACGUACUGCCUGGACCCCCCGCUGCAGACCGUGCCCAAGGGCGGCUGGAAGUGCAAGUGGUGUGUGUGCUGCGUGCAGUGCGGGGCGGCUUCCCCUGGCUUCCACUGUGAGUGGCAGAACAACUACACGCACUGCGCGCCCUGCGCCAGCCUCGUCACCUGCCCCUUCUGCCGGGAGAAGUACGUGGAGGACGAUCUGCUCAUCCAGUGCCGGCACUGCGAUCGGUGGCUGCACGCGGCGUGCGACAGCCUCUUCACCGAGGAGGAGGUGGAACAGGCUGCAGACGAGGGCUUCGACUGCAGCGCCUGCCAGCCCUACGUGGUCAAGCCGGCCGUGCCUGUGGCUCCUUCAGACAGCGCCUCGGUCAAGGCCAAGGAGCCAGAGCCCCAGUACUUCCGCUUCGAGGGCGUGUGGCUGACGGAGACGGGCAUGGCCGUGCUGCGCAACCUCUCCCUGUCGCCUCUGCACAAGCGGCGGCAGCGCAAGGGCCGCCCGGGCACCCUGAACGGGGACGGGGGGCUGGAGGGGGGCGACCCCCUGGGCCCCGAUGACAAGAAGGACGGGGACCUGGACGGCGACGAGCUGCUCAAAACCGAAGGGGGCAUCGAGCAUAUGGAGUGUGAGAUCAAGCUGGAGGCUCUGGCCAGUCCUGACCGUGACAUCGUGGCUGACGUGGACUCGGGGAAGGGGCUGGAGGACCCCGAGGAGUGCAAGAAGAGGAAGCGCAAACCGUACCGGCCCGGCAUUGGCGGGUUCAUGGUGCGGCAGCGCAAGUCCCACACCCGCCUCAAGAAGGUCCCGGCGGCGCUGCCAGACGUGGGACGCGAGGGGCUGAGCACCGAGGGGCACACAGAGGAUGGGCCUCCAGGUGACCUCCCGGCUGAGGGCAGCCUGGAUCCGGGCUCUGUAGAAGGGGAGGAGAAGAAGAAGCGCCGGGGAAGGAAGAAGAGCAAGUUGGAGGACAUGUUCCCCCCAUACCUGCAGGAGGCGUUUUUCGGCAAGGCGCUGAUGGACCUGAGCCGGAAGGCGCUGCUGGCAGCUGGCGGGGUGGGGGACGGGGCCGCCCGCCCUUCCCUGGCACAGAGUGCCCCACGACCCAAGGGGGACCCCAGUCUGGCUGGUGCCCUGCAGGGUGCCCCCGCUGACAGGAGGGAGACCCCCACACACCCCCGAGGGGACGACAGCACCGACGGCAGCGCCACCGCUCCCGACGACGAUGGCAAAGACGAUGGCAAAGCCGAGGAGCUGGGGGCUGACGAGCUGAAGGAUUCCCCAGACCCUGGUGACGCUGAGAAACCAUCGACGCCGGGCGAGGGUGCGCUGAGCUCCGACCUCGACAAGAUCCCCACGGAAGAGCUGCCCAAGAUGGAGAGCAAAGACGUGCAGCAGCUCUUCAAGGACGUACUGGGCUCAGCGGAGCGCGGGGAGCAGCCCCUGAACUGUGUGGCCGCGGGGAUGGAGGCGGGGGGCGCAGGGCAGGACCCCGGCCGGGCGCAGCGGCCGUUCCUGCAGGGAGACCUGCAGCUGCCGGGGCAGGGGAGCAUUUCCCUGAGCUCACUCUCCGGAGCCGUCUCCUUGGAUUCGUACUCGGGCGUGUGCCAGUCCCCCUUCCUGGAUAACAGGGAGCGCAGCGGCUUCUUCAGCCCAGACCACUGCGAGCCCGAGAGCCCCUGGGCCAGCAGCUCGGCUGCCACCACCCCCUCGACGCCCACGACGCCCACAACGGAGGGCGAGGGCGAUGGACUGUCCUACAACCAGCGCAGCCUGCAGCGCUGGGAGAAGGACGAGGAGCUGGGUGAGCUUUCCACCAUCUCGCCCGUCCUCUACGCCAACAUGAACUUCCCCAACCUCAAGCAGGAUUAUCCAGACUGGUCGAGCCGUUGCAAACAGAUCAUGAAGCUCUGGAGGAAGGUCCCUGCCACAGACAAAGCCCCUUAUUUGCAAAAGGCCAAAGAUAACCGGGCGGCUCAUCGCAUCAACAAGGUGCAGAAGCAGGCCGAGAGCCAGAUCAACAAGCAGACCAAAGGGGAGGGACUGCGCAAGCCCGAGAGGCCCUCGCUGCACCUGCGGAUCCCGGUGCCGCCGGGGGCUCAGCCCGUCUACAUCAGCAGCCCCCCUGCCGCCGGAGACGCUUUCCUGAAGCCCCCGGUGGGCUCCGGAGCGGGGCCGGAGUCUCCCAGCGAGCUCUUCCCCAAGCUUCCCCCCCAGUCCCCUGCCCAAGUGCCUUCGCACGAUCCCUUCGGCGCGGCGCCCGCCUACGCGCUGGAGCCCCGCUUCCCCUCGCCCCUGGGCCAGAGCCCCACGGCGGCCGCUGCCUUCCAGCCCUUCCCUGGCCAGCCCCAGCCCCUCGCUGGCCCCCGUGCUCUCCCUGGCUCCCAGCCCUCCGACUUCCACCCCACCCCCCCCGGCACCCCCCGGCACCAGCCCAGCACCCCAGACCCUUUCCUGAAGCCCCGGUGCCCCUCCUUGGACAACCUCUCAGUGCCAGGGAGCCCCGGGGCACGGCCCCCCGAGGCCCUGCUCUCUCCCCUGCCUUUUGGGGAGCAGAAGAAAGGCUUAGAGGUGAAGAAGGAGGAAGGGGGGAGCCUGGGGGUCUGCUCACCCGGCUACCCCUCGGCCAUGGGCUACGGGGAGUCUCCAGGGGGCCCCCACCUCUCUGCCACGGAGCUGAAGGCGGCCGACGUCUUCAAAGCCCCCCUGACCCCACGGGUCUCUCAGGUAGAGCCGCAGAGCCCGGGGUUGGGGCACCGGCCCCCCGACCCCCAUCCCCUGGCCCCCUCGCCCCCCGGCCACCCCGACCUCUACCGCCAGUCACCCUACCCGGACCCCUACUCGCAGCCCCCGCUGACGCCGCGGCCGCAGCCCCCCGAGGGCUGCUGCUCCCUCCCGCCCCGCUCCCUUCCCUCGGAGCCCUUCUCCCGCGUCCCAGCCAGCCCCCAGUCCCAGUCCAGUUCCCAGUCUCCCCUCACCCCCCGCCCGCUCUCCAACGAAGCCUUCUGCCAGUCCCCCGUCACCCCUCGCUUCCAGUCCCCGGACCCCUACUCGCAGCCGCCCUCCCGGCCCCAGUCCCGGGACCCCUUCACCCCCCUGCACAAGCCGCCCCGGCCGCAGAUGCUGGAGCCAGGGUUCAAGUCGGUGCCACUGUCGCACAGCCCGGCGGCCGGCGGGGGCGCCGGGGACCCCCACGCCAAGGCGUCGGCCGGCCAGCAGCCCCCCUUCGCCCGCUCGCCCGGUGCCAGCGUCUUCCCAGGCGGGGGGCAGCCGCCUGCCGUGCGCUUCACCUUCCCCCCGGCCGUCUCAGAGCCACUCAAGGGCUCCCCAUCCCACCAGCCCCACGGGAUCAACAGCCAUUACGUCCCCGGCAAGCCCCAGAGCUCGGGCUACUCCUCGUCCCCUGGUUUCCACCAGGCCGGCAGCCCGCUGGCGCCAGGCGCUGCCGUGGCUGCUGACACCUACAGCCUCUCGCCCCUGCGGCCGCCCUCGGUGCUGCCGCAGCAGCCCCCGGCCGCCCCCCAGCCCCAGGACACCCCCGUCGCCUUCCUGCCCCGGCCUGCGCUGGGGCCGUCGGCCGACAAGAGGGAUGAGGUGGCCACGGGGCUGUCGGGACUCCCGAACCGGGACCUGGCGGAGCUGCCGGGCAGCCAGGACGGGGCCCUGGGCACCAUGAGCCAGUCGGAGCUGGAGAAGCAGCGGCAGCGCCAGCGGCUGCGUGAGCUGCUCAUCCGGCAGCAGAUCCAGCGCAACAGCCUGCGGCAGGAGAAGGAAAGCGCAGCCGCGGCCGCCGCGGCGCCGCCAGCGGGAUGGGCCCCUGAGGCCGGCAGCCAGCCCUUCGACGUGGGCCGGGGCAUGGCCACCUACCAGCCAGCACAGGACAAGAGUCUCCUGGGGACGCUGGCCCCCGGCGCCGGGAAGCUGCCAGGCUCGGUCAUGGUGCAGGCGGCGUUCGCGCAGGACGAGCGUCUGUCCCGGCCCCCACCAGCGGCCACCCCAUCCGCCCUGGACAUCAACGGGAGGGCAGCGGUGGGGCCCCCCCAGGGCUUCUACCCCCGCGGGGUGUUCCCGACGCCGUCCCCGCAGCAGCACCUGUGGCAGCAGCAGCAGCAGCAGGCAGCAGCCGCAUCCCUGCGCCUGCCCGUCGCCUCCCGCUUCGCCCCCCCGGCUGCCGGCACCCCCGUGGGCAACUUGAGCACCCCCUUGGGCAACUUGAGCACCCCCGUGGGCAACGUGGGCACCCCCAUGGGCAACCUGGGCACCCGCUUGCCCGCACCUGCUGAAACGGUGCCGGCGUCCCCCGCGGCCCUGGGAGCCCCUUUUAUCGAGCUGCGGCACAACGUGCAGAAGGGACCUGGGGGAGUCGUGGGCUCCCCCUUCGCCCCACAGGCGCCCCGGCCCCGCUUCUUCCUGCCCGGGGAGGAGGGCAGCCCCCAGCCCCUCUGUGCCCCCGUCAUGCCCAUGCAGGCGCUCCCGGCCCCGGCACUGCAGCCCCCGAAGCUGCCGCUGCCGCCGGCGUCCCCACAGGGAGCCGAGAUGAGCAACAGCCACCACCCGGCUCACACCAAAGCGGCCGCCGCGGCGCUGCCCAGCCCCGGCCUGGAGCUGCAGCACGGCCCCCCGCGCCCGCUGCCCCCCGGCUCUGCCCUGCGCCCCGAGGGGCACAAGGACGGCCCCGCGCCCGACCCCCCAACGGCCCCGGCCCCGGGGAAGAGCCACCUGAGCCUGGAGGCAGCGCGUCUGCCCUGCGAGGUGCCCGUGGAGCCCGACUUGGACGACGACUUCGGCUCCCACAAAGACCUGGAAGACGACGACGAUUUGGCCAACCUGAGCCUGGAUCCGGACGUGGCGAAAGAGGACGACGACCUGGACAACCUGGACAGCCUGGAGACCGCGGAUCCUCACCUGGACGACCUGCUGAACGGCGACGAGUUCGACCUGCUGGCGUACACCGACCCCGAGCUGGACACGGGCGACAAGAAGGACAUCUUCAACGAGCACCUGCGCCUCGUCGAGUCGGCCAACGAGAAGGCCGAGCGCGAAGCUCAGCUCAAGACGGAGCCGCUGGGGCCCGGCACGCAGCUCCCAGAGCCCGGGGACGGCAAAGACGUGGCCCCGUCCGCGGAGGACCAGGAGCUGCCCAAGGACGGGCUGGAGCCCGCGGCGGGCGCCGUGCCGGCGGCAGACCCGGCUCUGAAGGUGCAGGGCCUGGAGGCCAAGGCGAGCUCGCUGCCCACCGACGUCAAGCCCAAGCUGGAGGACGGCUGCCUCAAGACCUCUCCGUGCCAGUUCACGGCCGGUGGCCCCGAGCGGCUCCCGGCGCCCGUCAAGGCGGAGGCUCUGCAGGGUGCGGAUAAGAUCUCUGCCUCGCUGGGGCUGAGCCUCAAAGCCGGACAGACCCUCCUGGGCCCCGCGCCCGGCCCCGCUCGCCUCGGCCUGACUCACUUCCCUGCCAGCGGCCACGCUGCCGUCCCCGUGCCCGAGAAGGACCCCUAUGGCGGGCCCGGCCGCGGGCUGGCCCCUGCCCAGCUGGGCAGCCAGAGCAACCCCUUGCUGGAGAAGUUCGAGCUGGACGGCGGAGCCCUGGGCCUGGGCAGCACCCGGCACUCGCCGGCCGACGACCUGGACAAGAUGGAGAGCUCGCUCGUGGCCAGCGAGCUGCCUCUGCUCAUCGAGGACCUGCUGGAGCACGAGAAGAAGGAGCUGCAGAAGAAGCAGCAGAUGUCUGCCCACCUGCCCCGGGGUACCCCCCACCUUCCUGCCCCGGGACACCCCAUGCUGCACGCGGCCGGGCAGCCCCCCGAGGGGCAGAGCCCCCGCCUGGGCGCCCCGCAGCCCCCCCUCCAGCUGGGGCUGGUGGCCAGGCCGCCGCUGAUGCCGCCGCAGCCCCCCCGGCUCGGCACGCCCCAGCAGGGCCCGGCGCUGACCCCCCACAUGGGCAUGGCCCCCGGGCAGCCCCACGUGCUGGCAGCCCCCCACGGUGUGCAGGUGGCCCUGGCGCAGCCGCAGCAGAGCCAGCAGCAGGUGCUGGUGCAGAAGCCGAUGGCCGGGGUGCAGCCGCCCGCCCUGGGCCUGAAGCCCCCCCAGCUCGUCAUGCAGCAGCAGUUGGCCAACAGCUUCUUCCCAGACACAGACUUGGACAAGUUUGCUGCUGAAGACAUCAUGGACCCCAUCGCCAAGGCCAAGAUGGUGGCACUGAAAGGCAUCAAGAAGGUGAUGGCUCAGGGCAGCAUCGGGGUGGCCCCAGGCAUGAACAGGCAACAGGUUUCCCUCCUGGCUCAGCGGCUCUCGGGGGGCCCCGCGGUCUCCGAGAUGCAGAAUCACUUGCUGGCAGGGAGCGGGCAGGAGCGGAGCGGCGCAGACCCGGCCCAGGCUCGCCCCAACCCACCCACCUUCGCCCAGGGCGUCAUCAACGAGGCCGACCAGCGGCAGUACGAGGAGUGGCUGUUCCACACGCAGCAGCUGCUGCAGAUGCAGCUGAAGGUGCUGGAGGAGCAGAUCGGGGCGCACCGCAAGUCGCGCAAAGCGCUCUGCGCCAAGCAGCGCACGGCCAAGAAAGCCGGGCGCGAGUUCCCAGAGGCCGACGCCGAGAAGCUGAAGCUGGUGACGGAGCAGCAGAGCAAAAUCCAGAAGCAGCUGGACCAGGUGAGGAAGCAGCAGAAGGAGCACACGAACCUCAUGGCCGAGUACCGCAACAAGCAGCAGCAGCACCAGCACCAGGCCUCGGCCGUCAUGGCCCUGAGCCCCUCGCAGAGCCCGCGGCUCAUGUCCAAGCUCCCCGGGCAGCUGCUGUCGACACACGGCGUCCAGCAGCCCGCAGGGGCCGUGGUAGGCACGCAGGGCCUGGGCCAGCAGCCGGGGCAGCCCGGGGGGCUGCGCCUGCAACAGGGGGGCAUGUCAAUGGCCACUGUGCAGCAGGGGCUGCCCUUCAUGGGCCAGCAAGCCGUGGGCAAUGCCCCUGUGCCCGGCACCUCCAACGCCUUCUUCAGCGGGAACCCCGCUCUGCGCGGGCUGGGCGCCGAUAGCCGGCUGAUGCAGGAGAGGCAGCUCCAGAGGAUGCAGCUGGCCCAGAAACUGCAGCAGCAGAACAUGCUGGGACAAGUGUCGCUGCAGCAGCAGCAGCAGCAGCCAGGCGUGAUGGGACAGACGUCGAUGCAGCAGCAGGCCAUGAUGGGACAGGCGUCGAUGCAGCAGCCGGGAGUCAUGGCACAACCAUCAAUGCAGCAGCAGGGUGUGAUGGGACAGGCAUCCAUGCAGCAGGCAGGGGUGAUGGCACAGGCAUCCAUGCAGCAACAGGGUGUCAUGGGACAGGCAUCCAUGCAGCAACAGGGUGUCAUGGGACAGGCUCCGAUGCAGCCGCAGGGAAUCAUGGCGCAGACGGCCCUGCAGCAGCCGGGGAUCAUGGGCCAAACGUCGCUGCAGCAGCCCGGGAUGAUGGCACAGACAUCGCUGCAGCAGCCUGGGAUGAUGGCACAAGCACCCAUGCAGCAGCCAGGCGUGAUGGGACAAGCAUCCAUGCAGCAACCUGGUAUGAUGGCACAGACAUCGAUGCAGCAGCCUGGCGUGCUGGGACAGGGCUCGAUGCAGCCUGCGGCCAUGGUGGGGCAACCCGGCCUCCUGGGGCAGCAGCCACUGGCCCCAACGCCUCAACCUGGCGCCGUGGGACAGCCCAUGGUGCCAAAACAGCCAGGGCUGAUGAGCAGCCCCCAGAACCUGCUGGUGCAGCAGCUCUCGCCGCAGCAGCAGCCACCAGGAUUGCCGGGACAUGUGCAGGCACCGCCGGGGCUGCAGCACCAGACGGUGCUGGGCCACCCACAGCCCCAGCGCCAGGUCCUCCUGGCCCCUCACCAGCAGCGGGUGCUGGGCUCGCCGCAGCUGCCGCCGCAGGUGCCGGGGAUGCUGAGCCACCGCCUCGUGCUGUCACAGCAGCUGGGGCAGUCGCGGGCGCUGCUGGCCCCGCAGCAGCAGCAGCAGCAGCAGAACUCGGCCCAGCCGGGCCUCCUGGGGCUGGGCCAGGGGCAGCCCUCGAUCCAGCACUUUCCGCAGCAUGGGACGGUGGGCCAGGCCCCCUCUGUGCUGCACCUGAGUCAGGGAAUGCAGCCGGCCCCGGCGGUCCUGGCUGCCAAGGACCAGCCCGCGGGGGCGGACGGCGGCUCCCUGCCCGCCGAGGGCAGCGAGAGCGGGGGGCAGCUGCACGGGGGCCCCCAGGAGCCGCAGGGAGCCCUCAACCCCCCGGGGCUGGGUGGCCCGGAGCCCCCAGCCCCCAAGCACCAGGCUGAGCUGGGGCAGGGCCAGCAGCUCCUCUUGGGCUCCCCGCAGCCGGGAGUCCUGGGCUCGCAGCCGGCGCUGCGGGCGGCCCCCGUGCAGCCGGGCAGCCUGCUCGCCCCGCCACCGAGCCCCGCGGCCCCCCAGCAGCACGGGGACGCAGCCACGGCGGCUGAGCCGGCACUGGGCUGCGGGAUGGGCCAGGCGCAGCCGGCCAAGGCACCAACGGGCUCGCUGCAGGGCCAGCCCCAGCCCCCACGGCUCCAGAGCCCCGGGCAGCACAAAGCGGGGCCGACGCCAGGCACGGCCGCGCUCCCCCCGGGGCUCUUGGGGCAAGUGCCGGGGCCCACGAUGAGCCAGAUCCGGGCGCAGCUUCAGGGGGUCCUGGCCAAGAACCCGCAGCUGCGGCACCUGACGCCGCAGCAGCAGCAGCAGCUCCAGGCCCUCCUGGUGCAGCGGCACCAGCAGAGCCUCCUGCAGCAGAGCCAGGCCCUGCGGCCCCCUGGCCCCUUCCCCGGGCAGGCCCCGGACUACGGCGCCGCAGCCCCCACGACCCGCCAGCCCCCCCGCCCGCUGAGACCCGUGUUCCAGCCACGGCCAGGUACCCCGGCGGAGGCACAGAGCGGUUUCGUUGCCGAGCAGGGGCGAGCGGUGCUGGGGCAGCCCCCUCAGCAGCCCCCCCAGCAGCCCCUGGCAGAGCUGGUGCAGGCAGCCCUGGCUGCCCGUGGCCCCCAGCCCGGCCUCGUCCGGCUGCCCACGCCACCGGCCCCUUCUCCCCUGGGCUGCGCGUCCCAGCACCUUGCAAGCCCCGAGCAGGGCCCCCAAGAGCCAAAGAAGAACCCGCCGGGGGUCCUGAGCUCGGCUCCCAGCCCUGCGGCACCGGCAGAGCAGGGACUGACACCCGCAGCCAGCGGCGCUGUCCCUGACCCGGCACACAGCCCCUGGGACCCCGCCACAGACCCUGCCGAGCCCCACAUCAACGGGGCUGUGCCAGAGGGGCCCCCCGGCGCUGGUGACCCCCCCCAGGUGCUGGUGAAGCAGGAGCCGAAGGAGGAAGCGUUGGUGGCACAGUGCGAGCUGGAUGGAGACGAGGCGGCGAAGCCGGAGGCCAACGGGGACACUGGGGGCAGCCAAGGCAACAGCGUCCUGGCCUUGGGCAGCCGCUCCGAGACCGGGCACCUGCUGCUGCAGAAGCUGCUGCGGACCAAGAACGUGCAGCUCUCGGCGCAGAGCCCGGGAGAGCUCAAUGGGCACGUGGAGAGCCGCAGCACCGGGAUGGAGCCGCGGCCGCAGCCGGUGCUGCUGGGCAGGGAGGACCCCUCUGUGGCCAGGAAGCCAGCGGCCACCAAGCCCAAGCGCGUGCAGAAGGGCAACGAGCGGGUGCCGGCGUCGCGCAAGAAGCUGCGGAAGGACGAGGGGCUGCGACCCGGCGAGGCUCUAAUGAAGCAGCUGAAGCAGGAGCUGUCGCUGCUGCCGCUGACGGAGCCGACCAUCACGGCCAACUUCAGCCUGUUUGCGCCCUUCGGCAGCAGCCCCAUCAACGGCAAGAGCCAGCUGCGCGGCGCCUUCGGCAGCGCCGUGCUCGACAGCGUGCCCGACUACUACUCCCAGCUGCUCACCAAGAACAACCUUAGCAACCCACCCACGCCGCCCUCCUCGCUGCCCCCCACGCCCCCCCCCUCCGUGCAGCAGAAGAUGGUGAAUGGCGUCACGGCCCCUGAAGAGAUGGGGGAGCAGCCCAAGGACACCGACCCAGCCCGUGAGCCCCACGGACAGAAAGACACACCAGCCGUGGAAGUGAAGAGCCUGGACCUGCUGGCGGCUCUGCCCACCCCUCCCCACAACCAGACCGAGGAUGUCAGGAUGGAGAGCGACGACGAGAGCGACUCCCCCGACAGCAUCGUCCCUGCCUCGUCCCCUGAGAGCGUUCUGGGCGAGGAGCUGCUGCGCUUCCCCCUGCUCAGUGAGGCCAAGCCGGAGCUGGAGGAGCGAGUGCUGUCCCCCAUCAUCCCUAUCAUCCCCCGCGCCAGUAUCCCAGCGUUCCCCGACACGAAGCCCUACGAGGCCGCGGAGCCCUUCGGGGUCCCCCCUGGGAAGGUGGGGACAGCAGGGCUGGGCGCCCCGUGGGACAAGGGCAAGAGCAGCGAGGUCUCGGUCAUGCUGACGGUGUCUGCGGCGGCUGCCAAGAACCUCAACGGGGUGAUGGUGGCCAUGGCCGAGCUGCUGAGCGUGAAGAUCCCCAGCUCCUACGAGGUGCUGUUCCCAGAUGGCCCCGUGCGAGCCGCCAUGGUCGAGGCCAAGAAGGUGGAGACGGACGUGGCCGGGGUGCUCGGGGGCAAGGAGAAGGCGGCGCUGGCCGGGAAGGGGCCGGACGGCAGCUCCGAGUGGCUGAAGCAGUUCGAUGCAGUGCUGCCAGGAUACAGCCUCAAGGGCGAGCUGGACCUCCUGACACUGCUCAGACAGGAGAGCCCCGCGCCCGAGAAGACCCUUCACCACUGCUACAUCAACAACGUCUCCAACCUGGACGUGCGGCAGCUCUCAGUCCUGCCCCAGGAGCCCUCCCCACCGCUGUCCCCCUCCGUCCCCUCCCCAUCCAGCCCCGCCGAGGCUGCCAGAGUCCCCGACCCCGAGGCAGCCCCGGAGGCGGCCCCGGCCCCGCUCUCUCCCGUCCCACCCGCCCCCUCGCCGGCCCCACAGGAGGAGGGGGCCACAGCCCCCAACUCGCCGCCGCGCUUCAAGCCGCGCUCGCGGCCGCCGGAGGACGGGGACGAGGCGCGGCCACGGCUGAAGAAGUGGAAGGGGGUGCGUUGGAAACGGCUGCGGUUCCUCGUCACCAUCCAGAAAGGAGGAGCCAAGCGGGACGAUGACAAGGAGAUCGCGGAGUUCAUCGACAAGCUGGGCACCACCCUGCGCCCCGAGAAGGUGCCGCGGGACCUGCGCAAGUGCUGCUUCUGCCACGAGGAGGGCGACGGGGCCACGGACGGGCCGGCCCGGCUGCUCAACCUCGACCUGGACCUCUGGGUCCACCUGAACUGCGCCCUGUGGUCCACGGAGGUGUACGAGACGCAGGGGGGGGCCCUGAUCAACGUGGAGGUGGCUCUGCACCGCGGGCUGCUCACCAAGUGCUCCCUGUGCCAGAAAACCGGCGCCACCAACAGCUGCAACCGCAUCCGCUGCCCCAGCGUCUACCACUUCGCCUGCGCCAUCCGCGCCAAGUGCAUGUUCUUCAAGGACAAGACCAUGCUGUGCCCGCUGCACAAGCUGAAGGGCCCCUGCGAGCAGGAGCUCAGCAGCUUCACCGUGUUCCGCCGCGUGUACAUCGAGCGGGACGAGGUGAAGCAGAUCGCCAGCAUCAUCCAGCGCGGGGAGCGGCUGCACAUGUUCCGCGUGGGCGGGUUGGUCUUCCACGCCAUCGGGCAGCUGCUGCCGCACCAGAUGGCCGAUUUCCACAGCGUCACGGCGCUCUACCCCGUGGGCUACGAGGCCACGCGCAUCUACUGGAGCCUGCGGACCAACAACCGCCGCUGCUGCUACCGCUGCACCAUCUGCGAGAACAACGGCCGCCCCGAGUUCGUCGUGCAGGUCAUCGAGCAGGGCCUGGAGGAUCUGGUCUUCUCUGACUCCUCGCCGCAAGCCGUCUGGAAUCGCAUCAUCGAGCCGGUGGCGAUGAUGAGGAAGGAAGCCGACAUGCUGCGGCUCUUCCCCGAGUACCUGAAGGGUGAGGAGCUCUUCGGCCUCACGGUGCACGCGGUGCUGCGCAUCGCCGAGUCGCUGCCCGGUGUCGAGAGCUGCCAGAACUACCUGUUCCGCUACGGCCGGCACCCGCUGAUGGAGCUGCCGCUGAUGAUCAACCCCACGGGCUGCGCCCGCUCCGAGCCCAAGAUCCUCACCCACUACAAGCGGCCCCACACCCUGAACAGCACAAGCAUGUCCAAGGCCUAUCAGAGCACGUUCACGGGCGAGACCAACACGCCCUACAGCAAACAGUUCGUGCACUCCAAGUCCUCCCAGUACCGGCGCCUGAAGACCGAGUGGAAGAACAACGUGUACCUGGCGCGGUCCCGCAUCCAGGGGCUGGGGCUCUACGCGGCCAAGGACAUCGAGAAGCACACGAUGGUCAUCGAGUACAUCGGCACCAUCAUCCGCAACGAGGUGGCCAACCGGCGGGAGAAGAUCUACGAGGAGCAGAACCGCGGCAUCUACAUGUUCCGCAUCAACAACGAGCACGUCAUUGACGCCACGCUGACGGGGGGCCCGGCCAGGUACAUCAACCACUCGUGUGCCCCGAACUGCGUGGCCGAAGUCGUGACCUUCGACAAGGAGGACAAGAUCAUCAUCAUCUCCAGCCGGCGCAUCCCCAAGGGGGAGGAGCUCACCUACGACUACCAGUUCGACUUCGAGGACGAUCAGCACAAGAUCCCCUGCCACUGUGGAGCCUGGAACUGCCGAAAGUGGAUGAACUAGCUGGGAGAAGGGGCUGGGGGGGGCCGCAGCCCCCCACGUGGGAGACGGCGCCGAGCCCCGCCGGGGCCGCGGGAGGUGCCGGGCCGGCGGCCGGGGCGCGGACGGAGCCCCGCGGGACACGCACGGACGGACGAACCGGCAACUCAGGGUUUUUCUUUGCUUCGUCCUGCGAGGAACUCGGAGGGGGGAAGGUGCGGGGGUCCGGCGAGACCCCCCCCACCACCUCCACCCCCCCACAAGCGCCGGGGGAGCCCCGGGGGGGAGCAGCAGCGCGGAGCCGCAGCGAGUUUGGAGCCGCCCUGGAUUCGAUUCGAUUCAGUUUUA
Messenger RNA from Colius striatus (speckled mousebird), 16695 nucleotides. RefSeq names its product lysine methyltransferase 2D (gene KMT2D). NCBI's taxonomy places the organism in Eukaryota, Metazoa, Chordata, Aves, Coliiformes, Coliidae. Gene Ontology annotation, biological process: positive regulation of transcription by RNA polymerase II. Bases 115 to 16371 code for a protein of 5418 amino acids. Gene Ontology annotation, molecular function: transcription coactivator activity; histone binding; histone H3K4 methyltransferase activity. Gene Ontology annotation, cellular component: nucleus; MLL3/4 complex. The transcript is spliced from 55 exons. The record is from RefSeq and is a predicted model, not a curated record.